UUUGUUCCAUGUUUUAACAGUACCUUUUAAGGCUUUUAAUUUCUCAAUAAAUCUGUGUCCAGGCCAGCCUCUCAAAGGAGAGUUGAUUGGGAUAGUGGUCAGAAGUGUCAAAUCUCUUAUUAACCCAAAAGUUUAACCUGAUGGGUUAUGAUAAAUUUAAUGAUAUGUAAACACUCUAUCACUCCUCAUUCGUGGGCUGUGAUACCAUGUUAAAUUACUAAUUAACCUAAAAACUUAAGCUGAUGGGUUAGUGAUAAAUUUAAUAUUAUGUUUAACACACUAGAAGGAAAUUACGUUUUCAAGCCUUUUCACCAAUUCAUUAGGAAACCUCAAAUUGAAGGAUUUGGGAGAGGUACUUUAAGUGCUUUUAGGAUUUCCAAAAUCGCUUUUGCUUGUCUGACAAUACACUGCAGAAAUUUUAGAAGUGCUUUUUUAUUGGCUAAAAUCAUUUUUCGUAUCUCCCAUUAAUAUACCUGGAUGGACCCUCUGAAGUAUAAAUGCUUCUUUAAGAAGUUCUUAUCGACAAAGUGCUUCACAUAAAAAAUCACAAUUCUUUAAAGUCAUUCUAAACUCACUUGCAGUUGAUAGAAAUCAGCUUCCACGCCCUUAGUGAUGGAUUAUGUAUUCAAACUUUCAUUUACUAGUUAUUGAAACUAUUAAUUCCCUAUAUGACAUCAAAUUUUCAUGAUGUUUUGCCGGAGACAGAGACAUUGCAGUUAAGGAGAUAUUCUCCACUCCUCGAAAGUUCUUUCGUGCCAGGUAAUAGUGCAACAGUAUCUGAUGAGUGGCAAGCAGUUCCUGAUAUUUGGAGGUCUUCAGCAGAGAGGUAUGGCGAUCGGGUAGCAUUAGUGGAUCCAUACCAUAAUCCUGCUUCAAAAAUGACUUAUAAGGAGUUAGAACAAAGUAUCUUGAACUUCUCUGAAGGCCUUAGAGCCAUUGGAAUAAAGCCAGAUGAAAAGAUUGCACUCUUUGCUGAUAAUUCAUGUCGAUGGCUUGUUGCUGAUCAAGGUAUUAUGACAAUGGGAGCAAUUAAUGUUGUUAGAGGUUCAAGAUCAUCUAGUGAGGAGCUGUUGCAAAUAUACAAUCACUCUGAAAGUGUAGCAUUAGUUGUGGACAACCCUGAAUUGUUCAAUCGAAUUGUAGAAACAUUCCAUUUGAAGGCAUCCAUGAGAUGUGUCAUUCUUCUAUGGGGAGAAAAAUCUAGCCUGGCUCAUGAGGGAAUGGAUGGCAUUGCAGUUUUUGAUUACAAUGACAUCGUGGAUAUGGGACAAAAGUGUCGUAAAGUUAUGCUUGAUUCUCAUGAUGCUAAGCAGCAUUAUACAUAUGAAGCUAUCAGCUUGGAUGAUAUUGCUACACUUGUAUAUACAAGUGGCACAACUGGAAACCCUAAAGGUGUCAUGCUUACCCAUCGAAAUUUAUUGCACCAGAUAAAGAAUUUGUGGGAUGUAGUGCCUGCGAAAGUUGGGGAUAAAUUUCUAAGUAUGCUUCCACCUUGGCAUGCAUACGAACGGGCUUGUGAAUAUUUCAUAUUUACAUUUGGAGUGGAGCAAGCUUACACAACAAUAAGAAACUUAAAGGACGAUCUUCGUCAAUAUCAACCAGACUACUUGAUUUCUGUUCCAUUGGUGUACGAAACACUAUACAGUGGAAUUCAGAAGCAAAUAUCAGCAAGCUCAAAUGCACGUAAGCUUCUUGUGCUUGCAUUUAUCAAGGUCAGCUUAGUUUAUAUGAAGCUGAAGAGGAUCUACGAGGGAACCUAUCUAACAAGAAGCGAGGCUCAACCUUCUCAUAUUGUAUCUGCAUUGGACUGGUUAUUUGCAAGAACGGCUGCUGCAAUAUUGUGGCCAAUUCAUAUGCUGGCAAAAAAAAUAGUCUAUAGCAAAGUUCAAUCUGCAGUUGGCAUAUGGAAGGCAGGCAUAAGUGGAGGGGGCAGUUUACCUUCACAUGUUGAUCUUUUUUUUGAGGCAAUUGGCAUUACAGUGCAGAAUGGUUACGGUUUAACAGAAUGUUCUCCUGUAAUUGCUGCUCGACGACCUACCUGCAAUGUUCUUGGUUCGGUUGGACAUCCAAUUCGGCAUACAGAGUUUAGGAUUGUAGAUAUGGAAACAGGAGAUGUCCUCCCACCUGGAUCAAGAGGCAUUGUUGAAGUUAAGGGACCUCAAGUGAUGAAAGGUUACUAUAAGAAUUCAUCUGCCACACAACAAGUCUUGGACAAAGAGGGUUGGUUUAGCACUGGGGAUAUCGGGUGGAUUGCUCCUCACCAUUCGAUAGGCCGGAGUCGUCGUUGUGGAGGUGUAAUUGUUCUUGAUGGGCGGGCAAAAGAUACUAUAGUUCUCUCAACAGGUGAAAAUGUUGAACCAACGGUGCUUGAAGAAGCUGCCAUGAGAAGUAGUCUCAUACAACAAAUUGUGGUUAUUGGCCAGGAUCAACGACGACUAGGAGCGAUUAUAGUUCCGAAUGAGGAAGAAGUAUUAUCUGCAGCAAGGAAAUUGUCUGUUGCAGAUUCAAGUACAGCUGAUUUUAGCAAUGAAACAUUGAAAAAUCUGAUUUACAGUGAAGUGAGAAAAUGGACUUCAGAAUGUCCAUUUCAAAUUGGACCAAUCCUCAUUGUCAAUGAACCAUUCACAAUCGACAAUGGUUUAAUGACCCCUACAAUGAAGGUUCGAAGAGACAAAGUUGCUGGUUAUUACAAGAAGGAAAUUGAGAACCUUUUCAAGUAACUUGGGAGAUUUUAAGUCAAGUCAAAGUUAUGUUCAUUUUCAGGUAAACAAAGCAUAAUAAAUUUACAGGCAAUAAGUUCUAUUAGUCUCUGGCUUGGACAAAAGCUUUGAGAUUAUCCUGUUUAUGAAACUCUUACCAUUUUAACUCUUAUAUAAAUCAUUGGAUUUCCUUUCUAA
Messenger RNA from Cucurbita moschata (crookneck pumpkin), 2897 nucleotides. RefSeq names its product probable acyl-activating enzyme 16, chloroplastic. The record is from RefSeq and is a predicted model, not a curated record. Lineage: Eukaryota; Viridiplantae; Streptophyta; Magnoliopsida; Cucurbitales; Cucurbitaceae. Gene Ontology annotation, biological process: fatty acid elongation. Gene Ontology annotation, cellular component: chloroplast. The transcript has 18 exons. Bases 669 to 2720 code for a protein of 683 amino acids. Gene Ontology annotation, molecular function: long-chain fatty acid [acyl-carrier-protein] ligase activity.